Messenger RNA from Effrenium voratum, 720 nucleotides. Lineage: Eukaryota; Dinophyceae; Suessiales; Symbiodiniaceae. The record is from the annotation of a GenBank genome assembly.
AUGUUUGUGGAGAUGUGCGAGACUGGUAUUCUGGUGUACGUGAAGCCUGAGCUUUGCUGCAGUCGUGCUCAGGAGACGCAGACCAUGAAGAGAGACGGCGCUAUCUCGACUGAUGCCUCAGGUCUGCUCAAGAUUUCCCCGAAAGCCCAGGACCCCAGGUGCGAGGCUUCAACCGAACUGAAGCUACGAGCUGCGCUCCAGCGCCACAGCCUAGCUAUGGAUUUGGCGGGAAUUGCAGAGUUUACGGUAGUUGAGGCUUGGGUGCAGUUUCUCUUCACUCAUGUGGCUCGUGAACAGCCCCAUGGAUUCAACAAGGUCACUUUGCAGCAGUUGGUGGAGUGUGACAAGCAGAUGUUCACUUUGGCGGCUCACCGCACUAUGGGAUGUUUGCAACGUGGUCCCGCCGAGCCAAAGCCUCAAGAUGAAGCUAUUCAGGCGAAGAAAACCUCGCAUGAGGUCUUGCAGUACCUCACGCCUUUGCCGGCAUUUCGUACGCAUGAGUCCACUUCGGCUCCUUCCAAUCCAAGGCCUCCGAAGAUGCCCAAAAAGGAGGAACGCCCGAACAGCAAGGGAACAGGCAAAGCCUCAGGGAGCCCGGGGCCGAGGCCAAACCUCCCGGAAGGUUGUGUGGCAACAGAUGAUGACGGCAAGCCACUCUGCUUUGCGUUUCAGUCUGGAAAGUGCAAAUUCAAGGGCCCGCCUGGCAAACGUUGUGCCUGA